AGAGACAGUAACCGGAUGACACGACAGGGGGCGGUAAUGCAACUUGACUGGAUUGAAAACUACUAUAAACCCCAGAGAAGAAGAGGUUCCGCCCUCUGAACCGGUGUGACUGCAGUGAGCUCAAGGAGCAAACGAGGCUGUCAGCAAGUAAAGUGAGUGCCGUUUCUGACCGGAGAAAUUUCUCCUGACGCCUUUUACAACACAGACCAGAGAGGUGAGAAGUUGUGGAGAACAUCAUGGCGACUGACCAGGAGCCGACCUACACCAUGAAGCUGCUGCAGCUGCUGCUUCUCUCUACCUACUGGGGGAUGCAAAUUUGGGUCACUUUUAUUUCAAGCUUUGUGAUGGACAACAACCUGAACAGACACACUUACGGGUUUAUUCAGAGUCGUCUUGUUCCGUUCUACCUCCACCUGGGUUCAGCUUGUGCCUUCUUUAACCUCUCCAUCUACGCUGUGUACCAUCCCAGAGACAUACUGGAUGACAGGGAAUCGUUUCAGAUCUUCAUCUUCUUUGUGUCGGUGACGGUCGCGGCCGUCAACGCUCAGUGGUUUGGCCAAAUGACGUCAGAGAUAAUGGCCGACAUGCACCUCAUCGAGCAGGCGUGCGGCCUGGGUCAGGAUAUUGGACUUUCGUCUAACCGCGAGGCUUACGCCAAGCUGUGCGAGUCGGACGUGAAAUACAAGCAUCUCUGCAGGCGCCUGUGGGUGUACCGGCUGCUGUCCUCUCUGUGUAACCUCUGCUGCAUUGGCUGCAACUUUUACAGCCUCUCUUACAUGGCAGAGAACCUCUCACAUCUGUAAAGCCGACACCCUUCAGCUGGACUCCAAUCUCUUACUGCGACGCUACCGAAAAAAUCAAAUAAAUCUUUGAUAUUUGGCAGCGGUGGACGUAUUUAAAUCCUUACUUUUUUCAUUUAAUCUGAGGCGAAACGUCAGGCGAUCCCUGUUUUCCUUGAAUUUUCACAAGUAAUGAAAGGAACGGGCAUUGGUUGGUGGCAGUCGUCCCUCUUGUCUCGCCUCAGGAUUUUUAGAGAGAUGAAUCAGUGCCUGCAAUGCCUCACCUUUCACCUAGAUUGGCUGACAGCUGUGGUUGCCUUCAGAUUUCUUUUUAUUUACCUUUACAGAUGUAAUACGGUAUCGUACUAUUAACUGACGUCAAUUGAAUGCUUUUGCUAUUUAAAAAAAAGUGAGGUCGUGUAGGAAUAGUUGGGUUAAUGUGGAUUGCAUCGUUUCUUUUUAAAUACCCACAUACCAGAACCUUCACUGAAGGAAGUGCUUCUGCACAGCUCACUCCUGCUCUCACUGUUUAGGGUGGAGUUUCUGCAGUUUUGUAGUUUUGCAGGUUUGUCUGGCUUUCUGUCCCACCUUUCACAUUUCAGAGUGGAAGGGUGUGCUAUCUUUAGCUCUCCUGGCUGGUAUGUGGUAUGAAAACGACGGGUAUGAACACUUAGACAGCUGUACAGCAAGCUCCAGGGUAGACUCGCACUGUCACAGAAGUUACGUUUGUCAUGGAGGCAGUUCACUCUGUGAGCUUUAAGGCAGUGGGUAGGUUCUGUCAUCUGAUUGGUUGGCUGGACCUUCUAUGUCUGUUAGCUGCUGGGAAUAGCAUCAGUUCAGCUGAGCAGCAUUCCUACCUGAAGAAUUUAGUGAUUGCACUGAUGCAGAAGUCAUUUGGAAGAUUUUUUUUUUUUUUUUUUACGUUUAGAAUCUCAGUUCAGGUUUAUUUUGAUGAAUUAUCUGUGGUAACACUAUGUAGUAUCAAGUUGACAUUUUGUUUUCCCUGUGGCUGUAACCUCAGGGAUUAGUAAUAAAACUGACAGGUUGCUUACAGUAGCAUGCAUACCAAUAAAGAUGUGUUUUAUGAAGAAAACACAAAGAGCCAAUCACUACAGAUGCGCUCAUAAAUAACGAUUUGAUAAACGGUACUUUAUAAUGUCCUCUUGCUAGGUGCUAUUGUUCCUGGUUGGUGUGGUGCAUUACAGUCAUUUGCAAUCUCACCUAAAGUUUUUAAAUGCAUAAUAUUUUUCUAAAGAGUCAUCUUUUGUACAUACAGGUGAAGGAUUUUAGUUUGGCUUAUUUAACAGAUUAUUGUACGUCGCUGUAUUUAUAUUAUCUGGUAAAGGGGGAAACAGACAUCAACAGAAACUAAAAUGUCAUAGUGGGUAUGAUCUGUUAUGUUUUCCAACAUAACAUGCCGUUUGUACCAUUUUAUUUUGCUUUAUAUUGUGAAAAGAAGAUGUUACUCAACUGGUUUUUUUUUUCAGUUCCUUUUCAAGUAUUUUCAAAAUUAAUAUAUGGGUAAAUUCUCGUCUGUCGCUCUGGUUUGUGCUGCUCUUGGAUGCACAUGUACUGUAUCUGACCUGAGGGAAAGAACCACAACCAGAAACUGUCCUGAGAUAUUUGGAGCUGAGUAGACUCUGAAGUUUGGCCUGGACUGGUGAAGGUGUUUUCUUUUUUUUAAUGGCAAAAACAAUGCAAUGUUGUCUGGUAGCUGUUUUAAAUCGUAUUUUCUUGUGUAAACAUGUAAAUAUAUAAAGAAGAAAUGUAUGUGUCAAUAUUUAUAUCUAUGUAGGUGAGAUGAAGGUUGUAGGGUUAAGGUGAUUUGUUUUGUCUUCCGUUCACAUCUGUGGGAUUUUUAAACACGUUGUCUAAACAUGACUUUUUUUCAUUAAAUUUUAUUUAAAGUUUGUUUCA
Messenger RNA from Poecilia latipinna (sailfin molly), 2696 nucleotides. RefSeq names its product transmembrane protein 205. The coding region runs from base 237 to 803 and encodes 188 amino acids. The record is from RefSeq and is a predicted model, not a curated record. Lineage: Eukaryota; Metazoa; Chordata; Actinopteri; Cyprinodontiformes; Poeciliidae. The transcript has 4 exons.